AUGCGGCGUCGGGAGCUACCGACGCCACCUGCCCAGCUGUCCACGGCGAAGUCACUCGACCACAUGAAUCAGUUCUUGACUCGAACGCAUGUUCGAGUAUUGUUUGGGGUGGGGAUCGGGGAUUCAAUGAGUGUUCUGUUGUCGGAUGUGGUGUCUGGUUCUGCGGUGGGGUUGCGCGGACGCCUGUGGCGGUUGUCUGCUUCGGAGUUGCGUGCCGCUGCGGUGUCGGCGAGUGCGGAGAUUCUUCGUCUCGAGGCUGUGCGGGUGGCGGUGGUGGACGAGUUGUCGUUGCGGCCGGAUGAUCAGGUGAUUGCGAGCCGCGGGGUGGGUCGCUGGUUGGCGGCAAACACGAUGCUGCAGGUCCGGGACGGGAAGAAGAUCGCCGCCCUGGGUGCGGCGCUGCGGCCUUUUCCGGCGGUGGCUGCCCGGUUCGAUGGCGGGGAUUGCUCGUUCGAGCAUGCCGUGUUGAUCGUGGCGUUCUGCGAGUCACCACCGAAGGGGAUGCCGGAGGAAGCGCUCCUCGCUGCGACGACCACGAAGGUGCGAAACGUGAUCGCGACCUUGGAGCGAGUGUUCGAGUCCGAUGAGAUUCCGCCCGCCGAGGAUGUGGAUCGGAACGAGUUCCGGAUCGCGUCGACGUUGAAUGGUCGGGUGGUGGUGCGCGGUGAUUUCGAUGCCCUCACCGGGGAAAUGUUGUUGUCGGCGUUGUCGAAUCUGACGAUGCCCACCCCGGCACCCGAUGGAACCCCGGAUUCACGGUCGGCGGCGAAGCGGACCGCGGACGGGUUCACCGAACUGAUCCGGCGUUACCUCGACUGCGCCAAGACCGGUACCGACGGUGGUCAGCGUCCGCACGUGAACGUGCACAUCAACGCCCGUGAUCUCGCCGAGCACCGGGACUGCGCCGCCGCACCCUCGCCCGAUGGUGUUGCUGUGGCUGUGUCGGAUCUCGAUGUCGGGCACAUGCCCUGGCUGGGGCCGCUGUCGGUGUCGCAGACAAGGCUUCUCGGGUGUGAUUGUUUCCUCUCGACCGUGCUGCUCGACGAUCACGGCGCGCCGUUGGAUGCGAAACCCGGGAAACGGUUGGUCUCUGCGGAGCAGCGCGUGGCGUUGAUCGCCCGGGACAAAGGCUGCGCGUUCCCUGGUUGUGCAUGUGUUCCGGCCUGGACCGAUGCGCACCACAUCCGGCACUGGGCCAACGGCGGCCCGACGGUGAUGAACAACCUUGUCCUACUGUGCCGUUCACAUCAUCGGCUGAUGCACCGGAAAUCCGGGUUCGUCGGGAAGUGGGUAAUCCGCAUCGGCGUCGACAACAAACCGUGGUUCAUCCCACCACCCUCGAUCGACCCCGGCCAGCACCCACGGCCGGCGAACACCACCUUCAAAACC
This is a messenger RNA of Mesorhabditis spiculigera, 1389 nucleotides long. The record is from the annotation of a GenBank genome assembly. NCBI's taxonomy places the organism in Eukaryota, Metazoa, Nematoda, Chromadorea, Rhabditida, Rhabditidae.